AUGGGUGAAAUCGGUACGAAUCUGCUCCGGCGGAGGAUAGCUGAACAAGCCCGCGAACAGAGCACGAUACGCGACGCAGCACUGGAGAACAAAUUUCGAAAGCUGCCCAAUCCAACGUCGCCCAGAAACGACAAACGGGUGCACAACCUGUCAUCAAAGGAGCUGACGAAGGAUCAGAUGCAGGUUUUACGGCACGAAGCUUCAUUUAACACGGCUGACGCCAGACCUGUUAACAUGAUUGCAGCAGUGGAAUCAAUCCUUGGUCAGACAGAGGCAACGGAGGAGACUAAGAACCUCAUCCGACACCAAGUGUCGUCUCUCCUGAUGGCCCACAGGCCGCGGGAAGUGCUGUCCAAGGUCGAACGUGAUGCGCUUAGAGAACUCAAGGCCGACAAAGACCUGGUCAUCGUGCCAGCGGACAAAGGACGCGCCACAGUUGUACUGGACAGGACAGACUACCUUCAAAAAACCAAAGGUUUACUGGAGGACCGACAGUUCUAUGUCCCAUGUGCAACGAACCCUUUAAAGGCGCUGACGCGCGAAAUUAAUGCUACGUUGUUGGCCUUGGAGAACUCAGGUGCAAUAACACCGACCGACAGACGCAUGGCGAGACAGCAAGAUACGGCUUUGGCCCGAUUCUAUGGCCUCCCUAAGGUGCACAAAGACGGCGCUCCUCUCCGAACCAUCGUGUCGCUCAAAGGGACUCCAACGUACGGACUGGCUAAGUGGCUGUUCCGGCGUCUCAAGUUCCUGACCGCUGGGUCAGACACCACGGUCUCUUCGUCAGCACAAUUCCUGGAGAAACUCAAAGGGGUAAGCAUCCAUCCAAAUGAGGUCAUGGUAUCUUUUGAUGUUACAUCCCUUCUUACUUCUAUUCCCCAGGACCUGGGGAUCGAGACAAUUGAACUGCUACUACAAAGCAAAUACGAUGAAACGGAGAACCGUCUUGGACACGCCCAGAUCCUUCAGCUCCUGAAGCUGUCUCAGGACGUACUUCACGUUCGACGGGACAAUCUACGAACAAGUGAAGGGCACACCAAUGGGUUCGCCGAUUUCGGGAUUCAUCGCCGAGGCGGUCCUGCAACGGUUAGAGUCGCUGGUCUUCCAACACCACAGACCGAAAUUCUGGGCCCGGUAUGUGGGUGAUACCUUCGUCGUCAUCGAACGGGAUCAGGUGUUGACGUUCCAAGAGCAUCUCAACGCCGUCUUCCCGGACAUUCAAUUCACGAUGGAGGAGGAAGAGAACAACCAGCUGGUCUUCCUGGAUGUCCUCGUAUGCCGCAAGGAUUGUGGUGGACUAAAGACCAAAGUGUUCAGGAAAGCGACAAAUACGAUGCAAGUACUGAACUUCAACAGUAACCACCCAAUCAGCCACAAAUACAGUUGUGUAAGGACGCUCUAUCGGCGUGUCGAAACGCACUGCAGUGAACCGGAAGACAAGGUUGCCGAAUCCCAGUGUCUUCGAUGGGUUUUCAGAGGAAAUGGUUGCCCGCGCAAUUUCGCCAACCGGUGCAUGCGCAAAAAAACGACCGACAAAAUCGUACUGACUCCAAAUUCUGGAGAGCGGUCAAGUACAUUAAGAACGUCUCCGGGAGCUACUGGAAUCAUGGUUUACUGGCCCCCAGUCCAUCAACAAGUGCAACGAUCUUCCCAUUCAAUACAGCGUGCUGAGACUUCGUCUAGGCGGAGUAAUUGGCCACGCGGGGAGCGCACUGGUGAACACUCGUCCCAACACCCGGGUCAACGCGUCAGGUGGUCGAGCAAUCAUCACGCCAACAUCCAACGCACGUGAUGAAAUUGCAGCAAUUAUCGACUCGAAUGUCGGCCAUCAAGCAAUGAUCACACCAAGUGUGACAAUCCCGGAUGAAGGGGGAAGCUGUGAACGUUCAUAGGUAUGCGGUAGCAUGGCUUCCGCAUCCUAUAAAUACCGCAGCCCCUUGUGCAACAACCACCCGUAUCUGCUCUUUGUCUCUGAUGAUGGAUUCGAGUAGGAAUCCGAAACGUCAGACUUAUAAAGCUCUUGUCCCGGCGAUCGUGUCUCCUUCUUCAAGACUACUUCCUGAGACUCGGCUCUUCGCUUCUAUUGGCAAAUACUGCAACUUCCUGUGCACGAGUCACCCUUUUCUGCUGCUGUCUCUGAUGAUGGAUUCAAGUGAGGAUCCGAAACGUCAGGCGACUAAAGACCUUGUUCCAGCGAUCGCUUGUUCUUCUGAUUUCCUGCCGUUUCAGCGGCCUUAUAACCUGGAGCCUGGUGGUUUGCUUCCCAACCCCAACUCCAAGUGCCGCGAGAAGACGGCUGAUUGCCUUCGAGACGUUCCUCACGUGUAA
This is a messenger RNA of Spirometra erinaceieuropaei, 2328 nucleotides long. The record is from the annotation of a GenBank genome assembly. NCBI's taxonomy places the organism in Eukaryota, Metazoa, Platyhelminthes, Cestoda, Diphyllobothriidea, Diphyllobothriidae.